Molecule: messenger RNA, 1671 nt
Organism: Phragmites australis (common reed)
Lineage: Eukaryota; Viridiplantae; Streptophyta; Magnoliopsida; Poales; Poaceae
Exons: 2
Coding region: 51-1541 (496 amino acids)
Source: RefSeq, a predicted model, not a curated record
CAAAAGCGAAACGGGCACGAACGCACGCGCGCGCGUUCGCGUCCACGGCGAUGGCAACGCAGGAGGAGAGCAGGACUCCAGGAGCAGAGAAGGGUUCCACGCGCGGCGUGGCGCCAUACGAGACGAUGCUGAGCUCCACGGCGUACGAGCGGAUGCGCGCGGAGCACCCGGCGGAGUUCGCGCCGGCGAGAGUCUUCUUCACGCGCGACGCGCGCAGCGCCAUCGACCGGCGCAACAGCUUCCGGGUGAAGGCCAUGCUCGUCUACGAGGCCGUCACGGGCCACGACGUCUGCGGCGAAUUGUCACGCGUCAACCGGCUUCUGCAGGUCCUCGCCGAGGCCUGCCAUUCUGUCAUCCAUGGGUCACAGACAAAUUCCGACGGGUCACAGACAAAUUCCGACGAGUUGCAAGAACAUCACGGUAAUCUCCAUGUGGAGCCCGAGAACGAGCAGGAGAACGAGGGAGAAGAUGGAAGUGCCAAUCCGGCAGACACCAACGCUGUGGAGGAAAAGUCGGAGCUCAUCGACGAAGGCUGGGACGACAAACACAAGCGAGUGGUCGACGGCAUCUUCCUCGUCGUCGGCUUCCUGCCGAGGCUCAUGGAAGCGAUCCGCAAGAGCGUCGACCGCGAGGGCGUCGACGAGAGCAUCAAGUCAGGCCACAUGCACGACAUCGUCACCGACGUGAUCAAGCUCGAGAACCAGCUCUCCCUGAAGGACUUGCUCGACGUGGCCGGCGUCGUUGAGGGCUUGAUCAACGAGACCGUUGGCCGCAACGAGUUCAAGGGCGUCAAGGACUCCAUGAUCCGCGAGUACAAGCUGCCCUUCACCAAAGAUGCCUUCGGCGACGUGAUCCACAGGUUCUGCUGGUACUACUCGCCGUUCUUCUCGAAGAAGCCGCCGGCGCCGCCGAACGGGAACGGCCCGUUCAAGGGCGUGGCUACCGACGACAAGAUGGCGACGCGCACGCUGCUGGACUGCCUGCACCAGAGCGUGGUGCCGGCGCCGGGGACGGGAGCGCGCGCCACCGGCCGGCCGUCUCGCAUGCCGGCGACGAGGGAGCUCCGGAGGUCGGGUGUCCGGUUCCAGGCCUCCGAGAACGGCCACGCCGAGGUCGAGUUCAAGGAGCAGACGCUACGGCUGCCGGUGCUGGCGUACGACUUCAAGCUGGCCACGGUGGCCCGGAACCUCCUGGCGCGGGAGUACGAGGAGCAGAGCAAGCCCUUGACGCGCUACUUCCAGAUGAUGAACGAGCUCGUCGAAGACGCCGCCGACGUCCGGGUCCUGCGCCGCGCCGGCGUGGUCCGAGGCGGGUCCAGGGGCGCGCGGGAGGUGCACGAGCUGAUCAAGAACAUCGACGGGCACGCCACGUACCCGUCGGUGUACAUGGCCAUGGACCGGGAGAUCGAGAAGGUGAGGCAGCACCACAACAAGAGGAUGAAGAACUUCUUCGUCCGCAACCGCCCCGGGGUGAUCUGGGCUUCGUCGGUGGCCGCCGUCUCGGCGGUUGCCAUAGCUGUCGCGAGGAGGAAUCGGAGGUAAGGGAAGAACGAAUUCACUAGCAGCAAAAUACGGUGUAAACUGUAACGUACGUAUGUGUAUGUACAUAUUUGUAACUUGAUGUGGUGUAAGGCGUACAAUGAAAUUGUAUCAGAUGGUGGAACAACUUAUA